This is a messenger RNA of Capronia epimyces CBS 606.96, 1095 nucleotides long. RefSeq lists its product as uncharacterized. Gene Ontology annotation, biological process: regulation of Ras protein signal transduction; regulation of proteolysis. The record is from RefSeq and is a predicted model, not a curated record. The transcript has 2 exons. Gene Ontology annotation, molecular function: peptidase inhibitor activity; phospholipid binding. The coding region runs from base 1 to 1095 and encodes 364 amino acids. Lineage: Eukaryota; Fungi; Ascomycota; Eurotiomycetes; Chaetothyriales; Herpotrichiellaceae.
AUGAAAACCCUUUACAGCAUGUACCUCGUUCCAGCGUUGUUCGCUGCUUCGGUCGUUGUCAACGCACAGUCGGCACCUAACUUUCCCGUCCAAGUCCAGACAAACCUCAGGGUAGAAUAUCAAUCGACGAACACAGACGUCAAUCCGGCCGGCACCACUUUACAACAACAGGAUCUCCUCGAUGAGCCUACCGUCCAAGGCCCGAAAGACUCAACCAGGACGUUGACAUUUUUGCUUUUCAUGAUUGACCAAGACGCCUCCAAUGGUUCAGGCCAACGGGUCCAGUUGCUGCAUUUCUUCCAGCCCAAUCUCUCCGGCGGUUCUGAGGUGCUAUUCGCCGACAAGGACGCGGCGAAUGCCACCGAGGCAGCGAGCGUGAGCUACCUCCCUCCUACACCGCCGACAGGCGACGGUGCACAUAGGUACACUCUAUUACUGUACCCGCAGCCCAAAGGGUUCGAGAUUCCCACCAAGUUCUCAUCGUUCUUCCCGCCCCAAAGCACCUCGAAUAGGAUAGGGUUCGAUAUUGCCGGGUUCGCGAACGCUGCCGGGCUGGGUGAUCCAGUGGCUGCGAAUUGGUUCAAAGUGCAGAAUGGCGACAGCGUGGCGACGACGUCGACGUCGACGUCGGCUUCAAGCAUCAUUGUCUCGACUUCAGCGUCAGUCGCAACGUCAGAAACAACCAGCAGCGUCGACGUCACGUCCGCAGAGAGCAUAGCCUCUACAUUGACCUUCACCACAGCGCCAGCAUCGGAAUCUGCGUUUCCCCCUGCAUCUACCGACAGCGCAGCCGCCACCUCGGGAGAAACAAGCACUCCCAGCAUCGAAACAUUUACCAUCGCAGCCUCAACGACCACAGACUCCACCUUCGGCUCGGCAAGUACAGAAUCAGCGGGGUCAACACUUUCCACGGCUGCUGCGCCAUCAGCAAUGACAGCGUCGUCCGGGUCCAGCGCUAGCGCCAGCGCCAGUGCAAGUUUGGGUUCCGCCAGUGGUUCAGCGGGUGCUCGGACUUUGGCGCCGAGGAGUCUGGGCUCUUUAGUUGCUGGCAUUAUGGUGGCAGUCGUAGCCGGUACAGGAAUGGCCGUGUGGUAG